Messenger RNA from Staurois parvus, 297 nucleotides. NCBI's taxonomy places the organism in Eukaryota, Metazoa, Chordata, Amphibia, Anura, Ranidae. The record is from the annotation of a GenBank genome assembly.
CCUUAUAUACAAAAGCUUUGCCACAUUCAGAACACUUGAUAUGGCCUUUCUCCAGUGUGUGAGUAUUCUGGUGCAUGAUAAGUUUGCUGUUGGUUGUAAACAUUUUAUCACAUUCAGAACACUCAAAGCUGCUUUCCAGUGUGAACUGUCCUGUGUAUGAUAAGCUCUGACUUAGUUUUAAAAGCUUUAUCACAUUCAGAACAUUGAUGUGGCUUCUCUCCAGUUGUGAAUCCUCUGGUGUGUGAUAAGAUCUGACUUCAUUGUAAAAGCUUUAUCACAUUCAGAACACUGAUAUGG